GAGCGGGAGAUGACCCUUCAGGAGUCGGAGGAGGAGAUCGUCCUGGCUCCCGUGCCCGUCGAGUCCUUCCUGAGGGGACUCUCCGCCUUCGAGCACAAGUUCAACGCGCGGCUGCGCCGCCUGCUGGACAAGUACCACUCGCGCAAGUACAAGAGGGAGCGCAGGCAGGUGGAGUGGGCCCAGUUUAUGCGCAAGCAGCCCAACAUGGACAGAACGGACCCCCGCGACGAGGAGCUGAUCCGCGAGGCCGAGCAGACCAUCGGCGACUACAAGCUCAAGUCCGACGAGGACUACAAGGUGCCCGCGCACCAGGUCGUCACCACCGUCAUCAAGUACCAGCAGCUGCUGCAGGUGCGCAAGCAGCUGGACGACCUGGUGGGCUCGUUCAACGCGGAGGUGGUGGCUCUCCGGCAGCGCAAGGCCGACCUCCGCGAGCGCAUGACCGCCCAGGCGGCGCAGCUCGCCAGGAUCCACCGGGAGCUGCCACCUCACCUCCGCGUCGACGCCCCGGAGCCGCCGCAGCUGGACCUCAUAGCCGAGUACCCGGAACGCCAAUACGAGAUCUCGGAGGAGGAGAUCGAGGCGGAGAUGGACCGCGCCGCACCAUCCCGCCGCCAGGGCAGGGGCUUCAAGUCGAUCAUGGAGAUCGUUCCGCACGCAGUGGACGCGGAGCUGGAGGUGCUGCGCGGGCCGAGGGACGCCGUGCUAGAGAUCGGCGAGCACGAGUCCCUGCCCAAGCUGGUGGAGGCGCUGACGGGGGGCGCCACUGCUGCCGGCAGCAGCGCUUCCGAGCUGCAGCGCGUGGACUCGGAGAUGGACAUGAACACGCUGCGCGCACUGGGGCAGGACGACGCCGUCAACACCGCCUGGGAGGACGAGAUGCGCGCCCAGCGCCUCGUCAGGAUGGUGUGGGAGCAGCGCUGCCUCGUCGACCAGAUGGACCGCGACGUGGACGCGGUGGACGCGGCCGUGGGCGCGCUCGCGGCCCGCCGCCUCGAGGUGCAGCGCGACGCCACCCUGCUGCGCCACCACCUGCUCGUGCUGCACCAGGAGCUCGUCAUCAUCAAGGCCUGUGAGGAGCGGGAGGAGUCGCUCACGGCCCGGGUGACCGACAAGGACAUGGCCUGGCGGGCGGUGCAGAACGAGAUCAACACCAUCCAGAACAAGCUCGACGCCAAGGCGCGCGACAUUGUGCGCUGCCAAGAGAAGGAGAAGGAACUGCAGCUUGCCUUCGUCGAGGCUGUGGGUGACAACCCGUUCGUAGACUACCUCAAGAAGAUAUUCAAGAAGAAGUACAAGCCGCCGAAAGCGUCUGACGCUGAUUCCAGCGACGAGACGUCGUCGUCCUCGUCCUCCAGCGAGGACGACGACGAGGACGAAGGCGCAAGCCUGGACUCCAACGAGCUGGGACCCGUGCGCUACGACGACACGGCGUGCCCUCCCGGGUGCUCCCAAGAGAUGUUCGACCUCACACUCCGACUGCGCGCUCAGAGGCACGAGACGGAGAAAGACGUUGUAGACCUGCAGAAGGACGUGGAACACCUGCGCCGGGAGCAGGAGACGGCCGCCAAGCGUCUGAUAAAGGCCGACGAGGACCGUCAAAAGAAUCAAACGGCCCUCGAGGAGUUUCGGCGUGAGAAACAGCAGAAGCUCAACGAGGUGGAGACCCUCGUCGUGCUCAAGCUCAGUCAGCUGCAGCACUCCAAGGCCGGCGCCCAGACCAAGCCCAACGCCAAGAUGCCCCACUUCGAGCUGCUCAAGAACACCCUGGUGUUCAACACGGCCGUGCUCGCCGACCUGGACCGACGGAAGCAGCAACUGGACGACGAGGCGAAGGCACAACGCGCCAAACACAAGAAGAACCGCACUCACCUGCACCGCAUGGUGGUGGACGUGCGCUUCAUGCGGGACCGCCUCAAGUCGCUGCGGGAGCAGAUCGAGGAGGCCCAGUACCGCAAGUUCGGCUGCGUCGUCGACAUGACGGAGCUGGAGCAGGCGCUGCUCAAGCGCUUCAUCUGGGACCUGCGCAGCUCCGCGGACGAGAUCCGCAACGAGUUCCUCGGCCUCAUCGACACGAUCCGCGCCGACGUGCGCGCCAAGUUCGACGAGUUCAAGCGCGCCAUCGAGCAGAACACGGAGCGGCAGAACCUGCUGCUCGUGCUGCUCGGCGAGCGCAACAGGCUGCGCGCCGCCGUCGCGCGCCAGGACAGGAGCCUGGAGGUGGUGGACGCGGAGGAGGGGCCGUUCGACGAGGACAUCUCCGCGCUGCAGUCGCUGCUCAGGACCCUGACGGCGCGGCGCGACGCGCUCCUCGCCGAGGCCAUGCGCCUCCGGCAGAAGGGCCCCCUGCCGCCGCUGGUGCGGCCGGGGUCGGCUCGCGACGCGCCCACCGCGCCGGGGCCGUCCGCCUACCACGCGGGCUGCGCGCCCGAGCCGGUGCCGCCGCCCCCAGGGCCCUGGCCCCCCGCCUGCGUCACUGCGCUCAAGUACCCGAUGUUCCUGGGCGGGAGGCCGCCCGCGGUCCGCGAGGAGUCCGGCGUGGGCAGCAGCACGGCGCGGUCGCUGGCGGUGCGGCGCGAGGCGGUGCGGGAGCAGCUGGCCGCCGUGGAGGACGGCGCCGUGGUGGUGCGCCACCCGAACCCGCUGCAGCGCCGCAGCGCGUCGCUGGACUCGGUGGCGCCGGCGGGUCCCGGCUUCCUGUGCGCCGACAUGAGGGCCAUCCCGGCCAUCCCCUCGGAGGAGGAGCUCAUGGCGGCGGGACCGCCCGCGCCGCCCGGCGAGCAGGACGCCGUCGGCGAACGCCUCGGCGGCGAGGAUGGCGGUGACUCCGAGGCUUCGCAGGACGAGGCCGACAUCGAAGAGCUGUGGCGGCGGGCGUCCUCCACCGCGGAGAAGGACGCCAUCGACGUCGUCGACGGCUUCCUGGAGAGGCUCGGGUCUCGCGACGGGGGCACCUCCAUGAUGGAGGUUGAACCCGGCGGCCAGAGCCCCACCUCCAACGAUGCAGAGCAGGUCGCCCCCGAUAUCAACGCGGCGCCCGACGUCGACGCGGUGCCCGACGUUGACGACGGCAUUGAGCUGGUUAAGGCCCCAACGUCGCCCCGCCCUGGAUCCUCGGACGACGAUGUGGAGCAGAGUUAACAAUCACAACAGGGAAAUCUAGCGUUUUACUAUCUCGACUUGGCUGUUAUCGGCUGCUACAAUACAAAACAUUGACGUGUGUC
This is a messenger RNA of Frankliniella occidentalis (western flower thrips), 3224 nucleotides long. Its product is annotated as cilia- and flagella-associated protein 44. Bases 10 to 3141 code for a protein of 1043 amino acids. The transcript is spliced from 8 exons. NCBI's taxonomy places the organism in Eukaryota, Metazoa, Arthropoda, Insecta, Thysanoptera, Thripidae. The record is from RefSeq and is a predicted model, not a curated record.